AUGCCCCGUACCGUUCUCAUCACUGGCUGCUCCGAUGGCGGCCUUGGAGCUGCCCUUGCUGUGGCCUUCCACAAAAAGGGCGACCGUGUGAUCGCGACCGCCAGAAACCCUGCGAAAAUGGCCUCUCUCAAGGCCUUGGGUAUCGACACUCUGCAGCUCGACGUCCUCUCAGAAGACUCGAUCAAAGCAGCAGUCCAGGCCACUUCCCAAAUAACGGACAAUGCUCUCGACAUCCUGGUCAACAACGCCGGAAAAGGCUAUAGCACGCCGCUGCUGGACGCCUCGAUAUCUGAGAUAUCGCAGCUGUUUGAGCUGAAUACAAUAUCCGCUCUCCGCGUUACGCAAAACUUCUUCCCCCUUCUGCGCAAUUCCAAGGGCGGUGCCACAGUUGUGAAUAAUACUUCGUGUGCAAGCGUCAUGCCCGUGCCUCUCCAAGGGCCCUACAGUGCCACCAAGGCUGCCCUUGCGUCCUUAUCCGAAGUCCUACGUCAAGAGCUACAACCUUUCGAUAUCAAAGUCAUCGAUUUGAAGACCGGCACUGUGAAGUCGAAUUUCUUCGCCAAUGCCUCGUCGUCAGGAGGCCCUGCAGAUGGCAGUUUAAGGCUGCCCGAAGACUCGCUCUAUCUGCCUGGGAGAGAACAGGUGGAGAAAUUCAUGCGGACGGACAUCGACAUCACCGAAAUGCCGGCGGAUGAGUGGGCUGCGAAGGUUGUUCGGGACUUGUCAAAGCGACACCCUCCGGUACAUGUCUGGCACGGAGGAAAUGCAUUUCAGGUGUGGCUGUGUUCUUUUUUGCCCGUGGGGAUGCUCGACUCAACAUUGAAGAAGAUGACGGGAUUAGAUGUCGUGCAGCGUUACUACCGUGGUUCAAGGGCACACAAGACGAAAUAG
Messenger RNA from Fonsecaea erecta, 891 nucleotides. RefSeq lists its product as hypothetical. The transcript has a single exon. The coding region runs from base 1 to 891 and encodes 296 amino acids. Gene Ontology annotation, biological process: phosphatidic acid biosynthetic process; triglyceride catabolic process. NCBI's taxonomy places the organism in Eukaryota, Fungi, Ascomycota, Eurotiomycetes, Chaetothyriales, Herpotrichiellaceae. The record is from RefSeq and is a predicted model, not a curated record. Gene Ontology annotation, molecular function: triacylglycerol lipase activity; acylglycerone-phosphate reductase (NADP+) activity. Gene Ontology annotation, cellular component: lipid droplet; endoplasmic reticulum.